CUGCGCAGCCGCCUCUCCUUCGACCCGCCCGCCGAACGGCUUCUGUCCUUGCGUCCAACUCGCCAUUCACUAUAGAGCAUCCUCCUCUUCCACCACAACGCCGCCGCCAUGGCGCCCUCCCUCACAACCCACACCUCUUUCACGAGGCCGCGGACCAGCGACCGCGAUGCUCGUCCUGUAACCCGCGACCACAAUGACACCAACCUGAUCAUUCCCAGCCGCACCUCGUCGCUGCACUCGCGCAUCACUCAGCCGAUUCCUUCGACCCUCUCCGGCAAGCCUCAGCAGCGCACGCCCAAGACCCUGACCCAUGCAUACAUGGUCUGCGGUGUCGGUCGCGAGCCUUCCCAAUGGGUCAAGGCCCCGACACCCGCGCAGGGCAAGAUUGGCCACAUGAAGGGUGCUGUUGGCCAAUUCUGGCUGCCUGAGAUUCUGGGUAGCAGCCCCAGGCUCGAACAGGACAAUGAUAUUGCGCGGUCUCUGCACGCCGCCAUGCGGGCUUGCUUCCCCCACGACGUCGAGAUCUGCACAGGCCGCAGCCAGCCUCACUGCGUCCAUCACUCUUUCGUCCUUCAGCAGGAUUCUUCGCACACCUUGUAUGGUAUCUGUCUGCGUGUUUGGUCCAGGGCCGACGACAAGCGCGCCGAGACGAUCCGCGACCUCCGCAAGAGGACUGAGUCCGACUUCUAUGACAACCCGGAUGAGACUUACUGGAUCCCGUACUGCCUGUCGUUCCUUUCUCGCUAUCCGCUCUACAACUUGCUCGGAGACUACCUCCGUGGCAUGUGGAUUCACUGGAACAAGGCGACCAACCUCUUCCACGCCGAAGAGGUCUCGAGAAUAUUGAGCUUCCCAGCACCUCGCCUGAACGAUCUGGUUCGCAUCGACAUGAAGGACUAUGCUUUGUGCUACCAGUUUCCCUCUUCGCCAACGGGCUUCCAGAACUUCGCCAUGUGGCCACUGUGGUCUUGUCUCUCCGUUCCCAACAUUGUCGGAGUGAUCGAGGCCGCCAUGUCGCCUACUCGCCGCAUCAUCUUCACCAGCCACUACCCUGCCAUGCUGACCAUGGCUGCCGAAACGAUCCGAUUCUGCGUUCGUGUUUAUGAGUGGAGCGGUCUCUACGUCCCAGUGGUUCAUGCCCGCCAUGCCAAGGAGCUCGUCCAGGAGCCUGGCCCGUACAUUCUCGGCGUAACUGCCGAGUGCCGCUCGCUCUUUACCGCCCCCACCGACGCCCUCGUCGUUGACUUGGACCGCAACUUUGUCCUGACAUCUGACCCGCCCACGGCUCUUUCGCCUGGUCAACGCAACAAGUUUGUCAACCGCUUGACACAGGCUCUGAAUGGCGACGUCACCCCGUCUGGUGUUCCUCAGCACCUGCGCUCUGCCUAUGGCGGUGGCAAGCUCGUCCCCGCUGGUCAGAUCAUUGUCAUGCGUGGCGAGGUUGAGUCGAUUCAGGAUCCCGAGUGGUGGGACCAGGAUGCCAUCAUGGCCGUCAUGGACCACGUCUGCGAGAAGAUGGGCCGUAACUCUGGCAUCAAGGCCGUUUUUGGUGGCUCUGUGAAGAAGCCUCUGAUGACCAAGGUCUCGAUGCGACACCUCAACGAGAUUGUCAGAGAGCGCAACCAGUACUCGCGUGAUGCCAUGGAAGCUUGGCAAGACUUUAUCAAUCUCAAGGGUCGCAUGGACACAGAACUGCAGAAGGUUACGAAGCGCAACAACUAUCUGGUUGAGGAGCUCGAGAACUGGAAGCAGCAAUUCCUCAAGUUCCAGGCCUUUGCCGAGCAGCUCACAAAGGAGACCUCUGAUCUCAAGGUCAAGAUUGAGAACCACAAGCGUGAGAACCGCAGGCUUGCUGGCCUUAUUGACCAGCAGAAGGAUGACAACGCGCGCCUGUCUGUCCGCCUCACUGGCACCGAGAAGCAGCGCGAUGAUGCUUUGGAAGCUCUGGUUCUCCAGCAAGAGAUUGCCGAGGAGCUGGAGCGCGAGCGCAAGCGCAACAAGAAGGAGCUUGCCGCUCUCCAGAACACCAACAGCACCAUCCUUCGACAGCGUGACGAGGCUCGUCGCGUUGUCUUGCAUCUCCGCAGCUUGAUUGGUGGCCAGGCUCACCACAUGGAACACCUUGUCCAGUCUCUUACCAAGCCAGACGAUUUCGAGAUGGAGGGAGCUUACGAGGAGGAAGUUGUUGAAGCAUCAGACCGUCUGAGCCCUACGCGUGCCAGCAAGCGCCUUUCGACCAGCAGUUUCUCCGAUGUGGCCGACCGUCAUCUUAAGGACAAGACGGACGCGAUUGCACACAUCGUUCGCAACAUUGCCGAGCAGUGCCAGGCCGCCGUUGAGGGCCUGCAGCUGGCACACGACGCCGAGCUCACAAGGUCGCCCCGUCGCGACAGCGCCCUCUCCGCCGCCCACAGCGAGGACAGCCACGACCGCUCUGCGACCAACUCUGACGUCGGUGACGACAGCCACUUGCGCCCGUCAGGACGCUUCUCCAGCAUUCCCCCUACACCAGAUCUGAUUCCCAACCGGAGUAGCACAUCCAUGUCCAUCGCGUCGACGAUGACCACCCCUGAGCGCGCCAGCCAGCAGUACAAUGUUCACAGCGAAAUCCCCACAAAGAUUGUGGAGGAUGACGAGGACAACUACGUUGACCGUAGUGAGAACGAGGCCAUUGCUCACCACGAGCCUGGCCUUGUUGGCAAGCACGCCAACCUGAUGCACCGCCCGUCCGGUGCUCGCAUCAGCGCCCUUGGUAGUUCUCGCUAAGGAACUCACAAAGGCGCCUUGCUCUUAGCUCGUCACGUGGGAUGUUUGACUCUCUUCUUUCUUGUGCAAAAUAUGCAUGCGGUCCUGUUUAUACCUGAGGUUGACGAGAUUAAUCGCCGCGUCA
Messenger RNA from Microdochium trichocladiopsis, 2890 nucleotides. Its product is annotated as DENN domain-containing protein. The record is from RefSeq and is a predicted model, not a curated record. The transcript has 3 exons. Gene Ontology annotation, biological process: regulation of Rab protein signal transduction. Lineage: Eukaryota; Fungi; Ascomycota; Sordariomycetes; Xylariales; Microdochiaceae. Gene Ontology annotation, cellular component: cytoplasmic vesicle. The coding region runs from base 109 to 2766 and encodes 885 amino acids.